Fusarium proliferatum ET1 is the source of this 1128-nucleotide messenger RNA. RefSeq lists its product as uncharacterized. The coding region runs from base 1 to 1128 and encodes 375 amino acids. The transcript is spliced from 2 exons. Gene Ontology annotation, biological process: phospholipid metabolic process. Gene Ontology annotation, molecular function: phosphatidate phosphatase activity. NCBI's taxonomy places the organism in Eukaryota, Fungi, Ascomycota, Sordariomycetes, Hypocreales, Nectriaceae. The record is from RefSeq and is a predicted model, not a curated record.
AUGCCUUUCUUCCGUCGAGAAAAGUCCCCUCACCGGGCUUCGCCUGGUACAAAGACCCGUCACCACCAAAAGGCGGUUCACGACCCUCUCCCCAUGUCGCGACGCCCUACUUUCGGACAGUGGCUCAAGGGAACAUGGCUUGACAUCGUCACCAUGGCCUGUAUGGGUGCUAUCGGUCUUGGUGUCUACUUCGCAAAGCCCGCCCCCGCUCGAUCGUUCCCUGUUACCUUUUCCGAUGGCGAGAUUGUCUGGCCUGAGUACGGAUACCCUCUCCGAGGCGAGAUCGUUCCCAUCUGGGCUGCUGCCCUGUUGGCUGCUCUUGUUCCCAUCUUCGUCUUCCUGGUGAUGCAAAUCCGCAUCCGCUCAUUCUGGGAUGUCAACAACGCUGUUAUCGGUCUGCUCUACUCCCUCAUCACCGCCGCUGUUUUCCAGGUCUUUGUCAAGUGGCUCAUUGGUGGAUUCCGACCUCAUUUCCUCGAGGUCUGCAAGCCUGACAUGGCUCGCGCUCGCACCAUGGGAGGAUACAACAACAAGGGAUAUCUUCAGCUCUACUACACUCCCGAUAUUUGCACUGGCGACAAGAGCGAGAUCAACGAUGCUCUUGAGUCUAUGCCCAGUGGACAUACCACUGCCGCCUUUGCUGGCUUCGUCUACCUGUACCUUUACCUCAACGCCAAGCUCAAGGUCUUCUCCAACUACCAUCCCUCCAUGUGGAAGCUCAUUGUCACCUACGCCCCUCUUCUCGGUGCCGUUCUCAUCGGUGGAGCUCUCACUAUCGACAAAUAUCACCACUUCCACGAUGUCCUUGCCGGUGCCAUCAUUGGAACCGUCUUCGCUUUCUCCGCUUACCGAAUGACCUACGCUGCUGUCUGGGACUGGCGCUUCAACCACAUUCCCCUCAACCGUGGCGCUCCUUUCAACUACUCCAUGGGUGGCGCUGAGCUUGUUGACGCCGUCUUCACUCGCAAGGUUGGCUGGGGAUCGCAUGGUGGUAGCUCUCUCGGACAUGGACAUGGCCACGGCCUGAAGAGUGAUGGAUCUGAGCACAUGCAUGGCGAUGGUUAUCACAACAGUUCUAUUCCCCGCCGACCUGUUGGUACUGGUGCUCGCGGCGAGGAGAUGGUUUAA